Molecule: messenger RNA, 3540 nt
Organism: Conger conger (European conger)
Lineage: Eukaryota; Metazoa; Chordata; Actinopteri; Anguilliformes; Congridae
Gene: lyl1
Product: LYL1 basic helix-loop-helix family member
Exons: 4
Coding region: 965-2146 (393 amino acids)
Biological process (GO): regulation of transcription by RNA polymerase II
Molecular function (GO): DNA-binding transcription factor activity, RNA polymerase II-specific; RNA polymerase II cis-regulatory region sequence-specific DNA binding; protein dimerization activity
Source: RefSeq, a predicted model, not a curated record
GAGAGAGAGCGAGGGAGAGGGAGAGAGAGAGAGAGAGAGCAAGAGAGAGAGAGAGAGGUAUUGCUUGGCAUCGCUCUCAUUCCAGUACCAGGUUCAGUCACAGCUCAAGGGGAUCUUGCAUAUAAAAUUCAGCGGACAUUUUCUCAUUGUGAUUUUUUAUUUUUUAAAAACUGUGACAAUAUACAUUUUUUUGAACUCGUAUUUUAGCGAAGGCUUGAAUGAAAUACUUCUUGCUGGAGUGCCUACCAAGUUCGGAGUGUGAAAAUUCCUGGCUGGUACGUUGGAUAUGUAUUGUGCUGCAGCUCAGCUCCCACAGUCAUAAGCUAGGAUGUGAGUUUAAUUGCAUACUGUACAGAUAGCAGGAAGCUUAGAGCUCUAACCCCCUCACACACACACACACACGCACACACACACACACACACACACACACACAAAAACACAUAAACUCACACACACAUACACACACGCAAAAGCACAUACGCAUACACUCACACACACGCACGCACACACGCACACACACACACACACAUACGCAUACACUCACACACACACACACCCACACACACACACACAAUUGGGGGAAUGACAAGGAAGAGGUUACAGCACAGAGACCAAGGCCGCACUGGAAAAGCCAUGUGCGUUGGCACUGAAGUGGAGACACUUGUGAACGUGCUUCCGUGAGAAUGGGCAUUCGCGAAGGCUGUACUUGGUGGACGCUAACAGAGACAGGCUGGGCUCAAUGACGAACGCUAAUGAAGAGCAGCUAUUCUCAGCCCACACACGGAUUUAACCUGUGGAAAUACACACAGCAGAGCGCUCCUGACACACACGUCCUUCAGAAAGAAUAAAAAUCGGCGAAAAUUCACACACACGGACGAGGUCUCUUGGUCGUCGUGUGAGAUAGAGAGUGGGAGAGAGAGAGGUAGCAGAGAGAGCAGUCGGGGGGGGGGGUUCACAGAAGAAGAUGAUGGAAAAGCUGGAGCCCCCCAUUUCCCCGGGCCCCACGACCCCGGUGGGGAGCGACAAACAGAGCCCGACACAGACGGCGUCUCCCUGCAGCAGCCCCCUGCCUGACGGGGCCAGGACGCAGGGGGCCACGGCCCAGAGCAGCCCCUCUACGGAGACCUCCACCCAUACCCCCACCCACAGCCCCACCCACACUCACAACCAUCGCCCUGCACCUGAGCCUGUCACCCCAGGGACAGCCAACCAGGGAGCAGGGACCGGCUCUCCUUCAUCUACUCCACCCCUCCUUCUCCCCAGCUCUCACCCUGCCCCCACAACACCUCCCUUCACCCGAUCCCCCUCCACCCCUCUCCCACCCAACAUCCCGGUCAUCAGUCUGGGGCACAGCAAGCCCCCCAUCCCCCUGCCCCUCCCCAGCCCCCAGCUCACCGCCCUGCACCCUAUCCCAAACCUGGCCCAGCUGACCUCGCUCUCCACCCCCAUGGCCUCCCCUGGUCCUCUCCUUCCCCCGGGAUACCUGCCUGGACCCCCCUUCCUCAACAGCGCUUACCUUGGUCCAUCAGGAAACUACGGCAUCUUCACCAGCAGCCGUUCAAAGAGAAGGCCCUCCCUCCAUUUUGAGAUGGAUCUGGCUGAAGCAGGUCCUCCUCAGAAGCUGGCACGCCGUGUCUUCACCAACAGCAGGGAGCGCUGGCGGCAGCAGAACGUGAAUGGUGCUUUCUCAGAGCUGCGGAAGCUCAUCCCCACACACCCGCCGGACAAGAAGCUGAGCAAGAACGAGAUCCUGCGACUGGCCAUGAAGUACAUCAGCUUCCUGGUGCAGCUGCUCAACGACCAGGCGGGGGACCUGGCCCAGGACCUGGAGGUGGAGCAGGGUGAGGAUGAGGACGCCGAGGAGCGGAGGAAGGGGCUCUCUUCGCCAGACCUGCGGCACGGCACCCCUCCUCUGGGUCCCCCGUUACCCGGGCGACCGGCCUUGAUCACCGCCUUCCACGACAGGAACUCCUCAGAUUCCAUGAUUGCCCUGGUAACCUCCCCAAACUCCAGCUGCUAUGGAGACACUGACAGUGAGGAGAGCCUCGGGCCCAGGAACUCUGUCAUGAUCGCCAGCGGCAACGGCGGCCUUGAAAAGGUCAAGGAACAGAUGCGGACCAUGGCUACCGCCAGGGAGCAGCGGUGACAUGCCAUUUGCAGUGAUACUCUGCGCAACCGUGAGACUGAACAUCUAAACUGACAGUAUGCAAAUACAAUACCUUUCAUUUAUUUUCACAAUUUGACUGUGAUACAGUAUGUUUGUAAAUAGUUGUGUAUAUAUUGACUGUGUGCAUCCUCAUUGGUGUUGGAAUUGAAAAUAGACAUAGAUAAUAAUACACAUAGAUAAUAAAUAGUUUACAAUCUUCUGUAUUACCAUAGAAAAGUAAUUGCAGAGAAAAGCACAUCCUGGCCUCAGGUGUGUCUUUAUGUGGUGCAGAGCUCCGAUCAAUCUGGCCCUGAGGCACACGGGAAUAAAAAAGACAAAAGCAAAAAACAAUAUGCUGCCAGGGGGUGUUUGUGUGUGAGAAUGAGCUAAAAGCUAAUGAAGGACUAGCAAGAGCCAUAUACUUGCUUUUGUGCUGUAUUCCCAUCAAACAGUCUUGGGGCAUAUUGAAUAUUAAACCCCUGUACAACAGGACAAACUAAUAAACAGCUCCCACUUGCCUGUUUCAGAGAAAAAGAUCUACUUUUUGUCCACAAUGUCCAUGAGUACUCUCAUAUGCACUGUUUGCUUCACAGUAUUUUUUAACAACAUUUUCUUUUACAAAAACCAGAGACAGCUAAGUGGUCAAUUCAUUUUAAGGCUGUAAAUAAUGAAAAUAAUAACGUCUUUUUAAUAUCAAGGAAAAUAGAACAGAAAAAAGGAAAAUUAAACUAUCACCCCAUUCAACAGACAUUGUGACAUUCGUUGUUGCACUAGACGGAAAGAACAAGCCCCAUCGUUCAGUUUAGCCUUCCGUAUUCAACAUCCUCUUAUCACACAAACAGACCCUUUUAAUCAAGAGCUCAUACUUUCUCUAGCUCUCCAGAUCUUCUCAGAAAGAGCCUGUCCACUGUAUUAUUUGCUUUGUCUGCUUGGAGGGGAAAUUCGUGUAUUAUCAUAUUUUCCAUUGGAAAUGAUAAAAGUAACAUGUUUUACUGAUGCAAUUGUUUGUGGAAAAACAGAUAGUCCUUGGCCGGCUAUGCUGUGGAAGUAGUGUGAGGAGGAUGUGUGUUCAUAUUCACGUGCUUUCCUAAAUAAUCUGAAGCAUAAAUCACAAAUAUAUUUCAGGAAGUUAGAUAUGCUUCACCAAUUUUUUUUACAAGAUUGUAGAAUAUUUCAAAUGUUCCUCCUUCAGUUGAUAAUUAUUUACGAACUCACUGCAAGGAUGAUCUUUCUUUCCCAUGGAACUGGAAUUCAGCUCUGUGAAACCAGCUUCAGUUCUUCAAGAUUUAUGUCAAAUUGCGUGCUACAAACAGACUCUGUAAAGAAUUUUGCAAAGGUUUUAUUCAAGAAAUACAUAAAAUCACUAAAAUGUCUCAUUAUAUCUACUGAACUAA